GCCACUCUCGGCCUUGUUCAAAUUCCCCCCUUUCUUGCUCCACCUUGGAGUUAUGGCCAACGCCGAUGUAACUUUAGUUGUGGAGAAGUCGGAAGAGAAAGCUGCUGAGCGUCAUCGUUAUUCAAACAUAGAGGCAACAAUGGAAAAUCCAAUCAUGAACGAUGAAGAUGAAUCAAGUAGAAUUCAAAAGUGGAAGAAGAUAUUUGUAGCAUCAUGUCUGAUUGCUGUUUUACUGGAUCCAUUAUUUCUCUAUGUUCCUAUGAUGAAGAAUGAUAUCAAGUGCCUGCUGUCUGACAGAAACUUGAAGAUCGCCGCUCUUCUUUUAAGAUCACUCACUGAUCUUUUCUAUAUAUUGGACAUUAUUUUUCAAAUUUAUACAUCUGACAAGUAUUCGCAUCUCAUGCGUGUAUAUGAUACGCGGAGGUACCGGUCGAGAAUAAGAUUUUGGAGGAAAUAUGGUGUGCCAACAAUAGCUAAGAUAAUCUUGGGGUCAUACAACGUCUUAAUUGACAUUUUGGCCAUUCUUCCGCUUCCACAGGUAGCAAUUCUCAUUUUCUUUUCAGAAAUGAGCGACUUGAAAUCUUUGACGGCAAUAAGGAUGGUUACCAUGAACCUUUUUGUUUUAUUGCAAUAUGUGCCACGAGCUCUUCGCAUCUACUUAUCAUGUAAGGAAUUUAAAAGGACUCCUGAAAAAGAUAUUGGAGAGACUGCCAAAUGGGUUAAAGGUGUCUUGAAUUUCUUGAUGUACAUCCUUUCUAGUCAUGUACUUGGUGCCAUAUGCUACUUUUUCGCUAUUCAACGUAUGGCCACUUGUUGGCAUAAUUCAUGUCGCAAAGCAAAUGGAUGUAACACAAGUACUUUUGGAUGUCAUUACCAUCACACAGAUAGAAAUAUUACAUUUCUAAAUGAUUUAUGCCCUAUAAGUUCAGUGAAUACAUCGCUCUUUGAUUUUGGUAUAUAUAUUACAGUCCUUCAAUCUGGUAUAACGGGAUCAACAAAUUAUUUUCAAAAGUUCUCCAAUUGUUUUUGGUGGGGAUUGCGAAAUUUGAGUUCUCUUGGUUCAAAUCUUGAGCCUAGCGUCGAUGGAUGGGAGAACCUAUUUGCAGCGUUCAUCUCUAUAAUUGGAUUGCUUUUAUUCUUAUAUCUCAUUGGAAAUUUGCAGACAUACAUGCAGUUGGAUACUCAAAGAAUAGAGGCGCAUAGACACAAGAUGAAAGUGGAACGAAAGAUGAAAGAGAGAGAUAAAGAGACGGAGUUGUGGUUAUCUGCAAAUGGCAUCCCCAAAAGGUUGCAUAAGGAUAUGAAGUUGAAGAUCAUGGAGAAGGUACAACAAGAACUUGAAGAA
Messenger RNA from Prunus avium (sweet cherry), 1345 nucleotides. NCBI's taxonomy places the organism in Eukaryota, Viridiplantae, Streptophyta, Magnoliopsida, Rosales, Rosaceae. The record is from RefSeq and is a predicted model, not a curated record.